Malurus melanocephalus (red-backed fairy wren) is the source of this 7683-nucleotide messenger RNA. RefSeq names its product TNF receptor superfamily member 11a (gene TNFRSF11A). Gene Ontology annotation, biological process: ossification; positive regulation of bone resorption; response to interleukin-1. Gene Ontology annotation, cellular component: external side of plasma membrane. Gene Ontology annotation, molecular function: tumor necrosis factor receptor activity; cytokine binding. The transcript is spliced from 10 exons. NCBI's taxonomy places the organism in Eukaryota, Metazoa, Chordata, Aves, Passeriformes, Maluridae. The record is from RefSeq and is a predicted model, not a curated record. The coding region runs from base 259 to 2253 and encodes 664 amino acids.
CCUGCAUGUCAAGUCUGAGGAAAUGGUGUGGGAACUGCAGCCAGGCGCCCUUUUUUUUUUAUUUUUUUUCUUUCUCUUCUUCUUGUUCUCUCUUCUCCCCUCGUGUAGCUGAGAGGAAGGAAAGGAAGAAAGAGAAGUAGUCAGCUCAAAUGUGCCUCGCUGCGCUGCCGGGGCRCGGGGGCUUGGCUGGAAGGAUCUAGUUUCCCUUCGGUGGCAGGAAAAGGAGCCACGGGAGGAGGCAGAGACGGACACCCAGACAUGCCCGUCCCGUCAGGCUGCUGGCUCCUUCUCCUGUGCCUCGCUGCCGCUGGCAAACAGUUGUCACUACAAAUCGCUCUGCCGUGUGAAAGCGAACAACACUAUGAGUACUCUGGACGGUGCUGCAGGAAGUGUGAGCCAGGGACAUAUUUGUCUGCUAGAUGCACAGAUACUUCAGACAGCGUGUGCCAGCCAUGUGGCCCAAAUGAGUAUAUGGAUAUCUGGAAUGAAGAAGAUAAAUGCUUACUACAUAAAAUAUGUGAUCAAGGGAAAGCCUUGAGAGAAGUGAACCCAGGGAACAGCACAUUCCAACGGCAGUGUGCUUGUACCAUGGGCUACCACUGGAAUGAGGACUGCGACUGCUGUCAGCGAAAUACCAUGUGUGCUCCUGGACUCGGAGUCAAGCAUCCUGUGCAACAAGACAAGGACACGAUGUGUAUACCAUGUCCCAGAGGCUACUUCUCAAAGGUCUCUUCAUCCACUGAUGAGUGUAAAUCCUGGACCAACUGUACAGCUCUAGGAAUGGAAGAAAUCGUGGCUGGGACUGACAARUCUGAUGCAGUUUGUAGAGAACGGAAGAUGCCUGAGCCAUCAGAAGAUGGCACCAACAAGAUCYUAUAUGUAUUGAUUGUCAUCUUGUUUUUUGUGACACUAAUUGGCAUUGUCGUCUUCAUCGUAUACUACAAGAAUAAGGGGAAAAAGUUGACAGCAGAUCUACAGAACUGGGCUAAUGAAGUGUGCAGCCAAAUAAAAGGAACUAAGGAACCCCCCAGAGAUGCAUUUGUUAGUGUGAACAUCAUGAGUGCUGCUGUCCCCCAGACCUCUGAAGACGCAGGUCUCCUGGGCCCCUCUGGUGCUCCUGUCCCUGUAAACUCAUGCUGCACCACUGGUCACACUCCUUGCAGGACUGGGAGCCCCAGCACUGAGCCCUGUGAGUCAGGAGACUUUCCUGUGGUAACCAAGACUGAUGAUUACCAGUUCCCACCUGUUCCCACAGAAGAUGAAUACAUGGAUAAGGAUCUCAAUAACACUGAUUAUUUACCAUUACUAAGUCGGGCUGCCAGUAAAACCGUGUCAUCAUUUUACGAACCGAUUGAGGCCGGGGAGAAYGACAGCUUGAACCAGUACUUUUCAGGUAUUGAGAGCACAGAGGACGUGUCAGUCUCUCAAGGCUUUCACCCUCCCUCCAGCACAGAUGGGGCACACAUUGCCAUGGACCAGCUUCUGCAGAAAUCUUGCCAACAUGCCAACAAUUGCCUGAAGGAAACAGGCAACAAAGACACAGAUCAUUUUGCAACAAACUGUGACUCAGAGAAGAUCUGUGUGAGGUGUGGCAUUUUGUACAGAGAAUCUCCCCAAAAGUGUAGCAAACCCUAUUGUGCUGCAGCUGACAGCACCUUCACCUCCCCAGAAACUGGUUCCUGUGCACAGUGCAACUGUGGUUUGAAUUUUCUCUCUGCUGGUCAGAGCACUCUAGCAAAUGAUCUUGGUAUGGAAGAUGCGUCUUCAGAUAGUACCAAUAUGAAGUACCAGAACACAAACAGAAGCACUUCAGGGACACAGAGAAGCMCUUCAGGGACAAACAGCAGCACUUCAGACCUCCCUCCAGCAUCUGGAAAUGUGACUGGAAACAGUAACUCCACCUUUAUUUCAAGUGGACAAGUAAUGAAUUUCAAGGGCGACAUCAUUGUUGUCUACCUUAGCCAAAACUCUCAGGAGGGGGCAACGACCUCGGGGCCGAGCGAGGAGAACGUGGGCAGCCCCGUGCAGGAGGAGAACCUCAGCCGCUGCGAGACUUUUGCCGGCAAUGCCCAGCACUACAAGGAGAAGUGUGCGGAGCUGCAGGGCACCCGUCCUGCCCCAGGGAGCGGGGGACCACGGUGGCCUGGUGGAGCCCUGGCCCAGGAGCGGGGCUCAUCCUGCGGUGAACAAGCCUCCCAGCCCGUGCAGGAGGAGGGGAAACUGGGACACUUCUCGGAGAAGGUGUUGAACUGAGGGGACAUAGUGUCCUCGCUGCGGGCCAGGGUGGCGGCAGGCAGCCACUGACGGYGUGAGGGGCUGCUGCCAUGCUGCCAAAAUCCCGGGUGUCACGACAGACUGGGAGACUGUUGCUGCCCCUGGUGUCUCCUGGGGAAUUUUACAGCUGGAAGGACCCUCAUGGCACACAYGUCGGUGGUGGCGGUGGUGCUCUAAAUAGAGGUGGCCAAUGGGGAUGGGCACACAAGUGAAGCCAGGCAUGCUGCCCUUGUUGCCAAAGCAGCAGCAGGGCUUUCUCCUCUCCCCCACAGGGCAAUGGGUUCUCUACCUGCCCCCCAUGCCCUGGCACCUCUCCCCAGCAAGUGGCAAAAGGGAGCUGAGAUCCAUCGGCCUGGGGACUCUGUGAGGAGGAGAGCAUUGCUGACUGGAUGUGCAGGAUGCUCCCAAAGAGGGGACAACAUGGCCAAGGCUUGGACUGAUAGGGGAUCCUGAGCUCUGCCUCAGGGUUUCCUUUUUGCACCUAAGCUCUACCCAUUUUGCUGGGUCUUGGAGGUGGAAGGAAGGCAUGGUGCUGCUGCCAGCCUUUCCCUGUGGUGGUCUGGCAGGUGACAUCAUCCUUUCCCAUCUUUCCCCAAGGAAGCAGGCACUCCAGUCUCAAACCAGCACCAGAGCCAAAGUCCUGGUCUGCCCCUUAUUGACUUGUGGGUAUAAAUAGGUGUGUGUAAUUCUGCCACAAGCGGAUGAUAACAGGCGAAAUACAGCUGAUACGCCUUAAAAGCAUAUCAGAUUAAUCUCGAGCAAAGAGCAUUUACAGUGACCCUGAUUCACCUCUGCCUUAUUGCCCUUCUCCAGAGGAGUUCAGACCUCUGGAAUUGAGUGAUGUGUGCCUGGUACACUGCUACAAGAAUAGCAUCACUAUAACUAUAGUUUGAGACAAAGAGCUGCUAGCAGGUGGAGGAAGGGUCUGUGACAACCAGCURUGGAUAUUUCCUGAGUUACAGAAGAGGGAGAGAUUACCCAAAGAUGGAGAAUUUGGUCAAGGUCAAACACUCGUUCUUUUACCUGCCCAAACAAUUUUGUCAUUCCCUCUGCUAUUUUUAUUAAUAAGCAGAGAUUUACUUACAUAGCAUGAAGCUGUUUCCAGAACUUGGCCUGUCUGAGCUGGAGUCAGAGUGUAGGCUCUGUCASACUGAGAGCUGAUGAGCAAUGGGACCAAAGAUUUGGCAUUACAAAACAGUAGUAGUUGUAUUUAGAAGGGAAUCUCGGGUAAUCAGUUUGCUUUGGUUCAUGUCUGAUAUCCUGCAGCCUUCUUCAGCAGCCACUGUGGAGAGAAAGUUGAAGGGAAUAGAGUCUCAAGGAACUCCCAAGAGAAAAAGAUAACAUUUUUUAUMAUUUCCUGACAAGGGAUAAUUUUCUGACAUUCUCCUGCACGUGUCAGUGCUGCAGGAAUGUAUCUGCAGCCAGAGCCUUCAGGAGAACUUCCCUGAUGGAAAAAGGCUCUGGUAGGGAGUGCUUCUCCCCAGGAAGGUUUAAAGCUGCGGGGUUCACUGCAUAGCUGCUCUGGUUGCAGUAGUACUGCGCUCUGGGGAAGARCACCUGUAAAGCUGACAAGGUGAUCAUGAUGUGUCAUGAUGAGCUUUUUAUGCAUAAAAUAAAAGGAUGGUCUUAGCCACCUUCACCUCUCAGGAGAAUAAUUCUGCAUUGUUUAUAUUUACUGGAAUGUAAAGUUCAGUGCAAAAGUGCAGGAUUUGCUCUUUGGUGACUGGCAAAAAGGCCAAAUGAAGAACCAGUCUCACUUUCUCCUCUCYGUGGCCUUCAAAAAACUAGAUCACCCUAGCCUAGACUCGGCCAGGCAGGURGAUUGUCCCACUCAGUGACGGCCCAAGCUACCUUUGUCUCUCUGAAGGUGUGUAACAGAGGCUCUCUUACCUGUGGUAUUCUUUUAUCUUUCCUGCUGGAUCUUGUACAACCUCUUUCUAGCCUCUUCUGGAGUAGUUCUGUAUUUUCUAGGCACUGGUAGAAUAGGGACAAGGAAGCAGAACCACCAUCUCUUCCAGGCAAGGUGCUGCAGAUACUGUUUCACUUCAUCUUUAUUUUUUCAAUUGCAUUUUCUGGAAAGCAUUCUCCAAGACAUCAGACCUGCUGGAAAAUCAUCCAACCAGCCCCUUCACAGGGCAGGCAGGACUGAAUUCUUGUGCUCUUUUCUGGAUAAAUUACCUGUCUGMAGGUCUGUCUUCUCCUUCUGCAGCUUCUUUCUUCCCUUGGUUUAUAUCUACCACCAGAGAGCAGRCUCAUAAUCCUGGUUUGAAGGGAGAUAAUGGGACUUUACGUGUCCUCAAUGAGGACACAUUUUUCACUCGUUGAAUUUCAGGUUCAUGCUGAGCARGGAUUGAAACUAGGAUAAUCAGCAAGCAUGAAGAAAGGAGUCCCAUAAGGGAAAUGUGAUGCACCAUGAUCCAGUUAUUUUUCUUCCUCCAGAACCUACCCCAAAGUGAAAAAACAGUAUCACAGCCAUUAGCAUACUGCACAUUCCCUGGGUCUCUCUGCCUGACUGCUUAGACAUGGAUCCCAAAGGGAAUUCUUAAUCCUCAUUAUUUCAUUUGUCAUCAGUUUGGAGCUGGGGGUGGUUUUUAGCAUCUGUUUGUACAACAGGGAUCUGUGCAUUGGGCACUAAUUUGGAGGCUUCUGGCUGCUAUUGUAAUACACAUAAUUAAUGAUAAUWAAAAUCUGAAAUAUCUAUUUGAGAAAAGGUGAAGGUUUUAUUUGAAUAAAUAGGGAAAUAAAAUACAUUAUUAUAUGCCCGUGCCUGUUUAAAAAAAGAAAAACUAAAAAAGAGCAAAAUGUGAAUAUAAUCCUGGUUAGGCUUUUGUAACAUUUUUUGUUGACUUGUUUUAACAAGAAAUGGUUCCCUUCCACAGUGUGUGCUGCAAUGCACACUCUGCACCUGCAGGGACCCAGGUAGGAGCUCUCACAAACCUCCUGUGAGGUGGUAAUGCUUUAGUGCUAAUAACUAGGCACUGAUUCCAGCUCAUUCCUGAAGUCUCCUCCUGCACAGCAUGCAUUUUUACAAGUCUUUUACUCUGAGGAGUCACAUGCAUUAUCCGUGGUGAAUAUACUAGGUGGUCUUGAAAGCCAGCCACUUCAGACCUGGCAGGACAGGAGUAAUUCUGCAUAUAGCCAUGGGAAAACAUGGGCACUGGAGCAGCCCUUCUUAUCCCCAUGGAACACCAUAUGUCAUUAAAGAUCAAUAUAGAUAAUAACUGCUGUUAAUCUGUGUACUUUGCUACAUGUUCAUGCAGAGACUGGAAAUUACUCUGCRGGCUUACAGCAUACCUGGGAGCAGCGCCACUAAAAUCUCAUUUCUACUUGACCAUUCAGGUUUCCUCCUUUUUAUCAUGUUGAUAGUAYCUGAACAAUUGCACCCCUGUGUCUGUCAUUAAACAGAACCUGGCUGAAAGAUGUCUGUGUUAAUCAGGUAUGUAAUAGGGCUCUCAUUUUAUCAUAAAGCUCCGUGCAAAUUAGGCAGCAGUGCCCCCUUAAAAAUAAUCUACCAUGACUGGAGAAUUCACUUCUGCAGCACCUUGGCAGAGCCCAGGAUGUACCCCUGGGUCCCAUUGUUCUCACUUUGAUAGUGUGGUUGCUUGGGUUUUUGUUCUGCCAGGAAUUCAGGUURGUUGUGGCCUCCAACAAUUGUGUUGUCUCUGCAGCAAGGACUGCUCCUGUCUUGCCUUCAGGCCCUUCAGCUGACUUGUCACAUUGUUCAACAUCURUUGUGUUGUAAAAUGUGAACAUUCAUGAACAUGAACUUCGGGGGAAAAUGCUUUAUUACAAUUCUCUCUGGCUUUUGAACAAGKCAAUGACAGCAUAAUAUUAACGAACCCUGUUGCAGUAGGUGAGGAAGCCACAGUAUCCAGUCAGAUGUGUUUGCACGCUGCUUUUUUAUUUCUUCUUCUUCUGGCUAGUUGGCUUAUGGUUUCUUUGUUUUGGCUGAGGAUUACCACAGCUCUUCUGGUUCAUUUCAUAGCCUGCCUGACCACUUGGUGGAUCCUUGGACAUCAUUGCACUGGUUUUUACUUGCAUCAAAGUUGACAGAUCUGUUCCAUCAUGUUUCUAUUGGCGGAAUCACAUUUCUGUACAAUAUAUGCAGAUGGCCAUACAUKAAAYUACUCCUGAUUGCAGCUUYACAGAAAACUGUUAGAAAGGUUUCYRAGGAGAGCAAAGGAGCUCAGGAGUGUUUGGGACCACCUGUACAAGUGGGACAUACACAAGUCAAUGGGACUUGUCAGAAUGCACCCAAGGCUGCUGGGAGGGCUUGCCAGCAUCAUUGCAGAGGCACACUGCAACAUCUUUGACAGGUCAUGGAGUUCAGGGGAAGUCCCAGCUGACUGGGAAAGGGCAAAUAUUACACCCAUCUACAAAAAGAGGAAAAAAAAAAAGAGAUUUGGGAAAUUACAGAUGAGUCAACCUCAUUUGAGUACCUUGGAAAURAUUACAGAGUGUGCCCAACUGGAAGCUGUUUUCAGGCAUGAAGAAGAAGAAGGCAACUGGGAGAAGCCAACACAUACCUCAGCUAACUCAGCCCUCUCUCACUGUCACCAGUUUGUUAUUUGCCUCAUCCCUAAUUCCACAGAGACUUGGGAGAAUKACUUUCCUCAGGAAGAUCAAGGCAAAGGAGGCAUAAAGGAAAAUCUUCAGGUGGCUGGCUGGGAUUUGUAGCUAACUGGCCAACCCCACUGAACAGUGGACCUAYUUUUUCCUUUUCCUGCUUGCUAACACACAAUAUGGGAUGUUAUUACUUUCUUGCUAUUCUUGACAACUUUUGCCAGCUCAGGCUAUGGCUGGUCUUUAACCUUUCCGUCUGCAUCUCUGCAUGCAUGAGCAGUGUUUCUAUAUUCUGCUUUGGAAGCCUGUUCCCUUUUCCAUCAUUCUCAUGUUCCUUUUUUUGCAUCUAGGUUCUUUCAGUAUCUCACAGUUUAACCAGGCUGGUUUCUUGCUGUGUCUGCUCCUUUUCUUGCUUAGGUGGAUGGACUGCUCUUGUGCUCGGAGAAUGCUUUCUCUGAAAGUCGCCCAACACUCCUAAACACCUUUGGCUUUCAGGGCAGAUUUCUGGGAUACCUCCUAACAGCUCCCUGAGCAAGAUGAAAUCUGCUCUUAUGAAGCUCUGAGGCCUUAUUCUGGUACUCACCUUCUUCACAUUCCUUAGGAUAAUCUUAUCAGCGCAGCCAAGGCUGCCACUGCCAGUCUUCAAUCAUUUGAAGAUGAUUUUGACUAUUUCCAUAUSAGGUACUCCAUAGCAGACACCUACUGCAAGCACUCCCUUGGUGGUAAUUCCUGCAAUUUUGAYCCAAAGGAACCCAGCUAUCUGUCCUCUUACCCAGGUCUUCAAAUCRCUCUUUUAUGUAGAGUAUAAUCCCUCUUUGUCUUCCACCUUUUGUGUCUUCCCUUAAC